UUCUUCCUCAACCCUCCCCUCCCUCUCCUUCGACGAGCCUUCACCGUUAUUCUACGAGUAUCAAGUAUCGAGUAUCGAGUAUCGAGUAUCGUCUGUCCCAGUAUCGCAUCGCCAAAGCUAUAGCAAGCACGUAUCGAGUGCCCUUGUAGUUGGUCGAAGGGAGACAGCAGAGGCCCUCUCUCCUCUCCUCUACAUAUCCUCUUCACAUUUUUCCUUCGUCGAUCCUAGAUACACCCGUCUGAUCAUCCUUGUUACUUCCCCACUCCAUCUCGAUCAUGGCGGUCGAGGUGCAACCAGCGACGACGUCGGUUGUGCCGACGGGGCCAAUCGAGACGGUCCGUCAGCCUCAGAGAUCAUCCGCGACGCUUGAGGAUCAGGCCGCCAGAACCGCCUUGUAUAUUACCAACUACGAUGAGCUCGUCACCCCGGCAACCAGAACCGGGCACGAAUACCUCGACAGCGAUUACAGAUUGUCGUCUGCUGGCGCUGCAGCAUCUCUCAAGUACGCGAAUCCUCGAGACCUUCCCAGCUAUCCCUCUACCGGCUUCAAAAGAAGCGACUCAGCUGCCGGCGCCGCGGCAAGCCUAGGAUGGGCAAACCAGAAGCCCUUUGAGCUUUGGCAACCAGAUCCGUCGGCAUCCGCAUCUGCUGCGGCCAUAUCGGCGAAGGAUUAUAAGAUGCCGCCACUCUGGCAACCCGAACAAAGUUCACAUGGCGCCAAGGCGGCUCUCGUAGCACAGAGAGGUGGCGGAAAGGUCGAUAUCUGGCAGCCGCAAACCUCAUCCUGGGGUAAUUCUGCCGCCUCGCAGGCGCUGAGGAAGCACAGUACCGGAGGCUUGUCUCCUGUGCUCGAUUACGGGUACACCGAUCUAGGCCGCAGGCGGUCGGUCAUGGCUGCAUCAGGCGCGAUGUCCCAAGGUAGAAAACGAGCCGAAUCAACGCCAGUCGAGCACCCCAAAGCCAAAGUUGAGACUUAUCCAGAUGAGAAGAAUGCUAGCGCCAAUGCCUUGAGGGCUGCCACAUCUGCUUCUAGACGGCAGAGACGUGGCGAUGCCUCCACGGAGAUCGGAGCAGUCAACCCAGUCACUGCCUUGCCACGGGAUAUGUACACAUCUCAACCGCCUGUUGCUCCUGAGGUCGAUGAAUUGAACAGGCAGAACAGCCUGCACGCAUCAGCUGUUGCGAUGGCUAAGGGAAUGUAUAAUCAGCAGCAGAGGCAGUUUGAAGCCGCCUCGAACGCCCAUUAUGGAGCCGCAGCGGCUCACGCUAGAAGAGUCUCGACGUCUACAUCCGAUGACGAAGUACAACCAGGACGCUUCAGCAACCUUCAAGAUGCGGCGCAAAAGUUAGCCCAAGAACGUUUGGCCAGGCUGCAUGACGAGCAUGCACGAAAUCGCGAAUACCGCGAUUACUAUGGGAGCCCCCAGCCAACGUCGAGGAUCUCAACCAGGGGCAGAGCUAGACGCCGAGCGACAAGUGAGGGCGCUACGGCCCCGGAUAAAGAUCGGCCCAACAAGACUCGAGCGGACAUGUCAUUAUUUUCUAGUAGCCUAUCCCAGGUUGACGCGAAGAAACGGCAGGCAGACCGGGAAGCCUUGAUCGCUGCAGCACAGCGAAAUGUGAGACAAAGUUUACAUGGCAUGGAUGAAAGAGUUUUUGCCGAUACAGGCAAAGUGGCUCCCUCCUUGCUUAGUGAGUGGGAGCUGAAGGCCCAUGCUGCUGCGCAAGAACAGAAUGAGAACCGUGUGGAGAAUUAUGGGAAGGUCCAUAUUGGUGGUGGGAAGUUUGUUGAUCAGAGCGAAAUCGAUAUGGUCGCCCAAAGAAAUAUCCAACCAGUUCUGGAUGAAAUCAAUGAGGCCGCUGAUGGGGAGAGAGAACGCCAAGCGGCAUUAAAAGUGGAGCGAGAAACCCAUACUAGGAAGUCUACUGAGCAGAAGACAAGGGAUAAGGAGUCCAAGGCAAUUAAUAAGAAACUGAAACAACAAGACAAAGAGGAGGAAAAGAUGCGGAAGGCUGAAGAGAAGGCAGCCAAAAAGGAAGAGGCGCGACGGGCAAAGGAAAAGCGCAAGUCUGGAAGGCAUGGUGCUCAGGAGGCAGAAUCAGCUGAGGAGGCAGUAGUCACUGAGCCAGCUGCCACUGAGCCAGCAGUCAGUGAGCCCGCAGCCACUGGACCUGCUGUCACUGAGCCCGCAGCCACUGGACCUGCUGUCACUGAGCCCGCAGUCACUGGACCAGCAGCCACUGAGCCAACUGUCACUGAGCCAGCAGUUGCUGCACCCGUGGCUGUUGCGGAAGAACCAGUCGCAAUUGCACAACGCCGCUCAGUCUCCGAACCGGCGCCUAUCCGUACGUCGAUGGAAGACCAGGCCAGUUUGCGUAUGCGCGAGCUCGCCGCAGCUGCGAAUAGAGACAACAUGAUCGAGACUCCCCCUACGCCGCCUGCGAGCCCGCCCGGGAACAAGAGGGUUAGAAAUUGGUUCAAGAGUAGGUUUUCGAGGCGGAAGAACCGAUCCCUUUCAGAGAACGAGAAAUCAAAGAAGGAGGGUUUUGUUGGUGGUGCUGCUCUGACCGGUGCAAGUGCCAAUAAUAGCACCGCGAGUCUCCACGGCGCUCACCCCUCCUCAGUGCGCGAUGUAGCCAUGGCGGGCAGGCCUAGAGAGGAGGCUAGAGAGGAGGCUAGAGAGGCUGUUAAAGAGGCUCCUAGAGAAGAGCAGCCGGUCCUCGAGUCUCAACCGGAGAGAACAGCAGGCAGGACUGGGCGUCGAGCGUCAGAAGUCAGCUCGGUCUCCACAACGGAAAUAGCUGGUACGGCGGAUGAAGAAGAAUUCCAGGAAGCGAGAGAUAACUUCGACGAGGCACUUACCUCUCACCCCGUAGAGAAACACGUUACUCCUGUACGGGACGACGAGGCACUUACCUCUCACCCUGUAGAGAAAAGCGUUAGUCCUGUACGGGACUCGAAGUUCACGGAAGAGAUCUAAAAGCAUCAACGAACUACGGCUGUAUUCUCACCAAAUUCCCGAACAGCCUUGUCGAUUUUUGUGUUCGUCCCUUGUUAUCCCUCUGUAUGCGUUCAGUUUGGAGUUUUGUCGGCUCGGGGCCUUGGUUAGGAAAUGGUCAUGAUGAGAGGAAACUGGCUGUACUAUACUGCACACCUAUACUGCACACUCUAUUAUAUAUGCAGGUUCCGAUUGCUGAUGUGCUGUACAUACUGAACGAGUAGGAUGAAGGCGUUUCGCAGGAUACGUUUGCCCAUCAGGGUUUCUUGGGGUCUUUGUUUUACGUUAGGAUGUUCACUUCCUCGAAAUAUUGGAGGGUCUAUUAAUAUAGUGAGCAUAUUCACCUUUCCAUGGGGGUCCUAUCUAUAAAACUUCCGUCUUCAUUCCUUCAGGGGAGUGCCAUCCAUCCACUCAU
Messenger RNA from Amorphotheca resinae ATCC 22711, 3414 nucleotides. RefSeq lists its product as hypothetical. NCBI's taxonomy places the organism in Eukaryota, Fungi, Ascomycota, Leotiomycetes, Helotiales, Amorphothecaceae. The transcript has 3 exons. Bases 276 to 2981 code for a protein of 901 amino acids. The record is from RefSeq and is a predicted model, not a curated record. Gene Ontology annotation, biological process: eisosome assembly.